Molecule: messenger RNA, 738 nt
Organism: Aspergillus oryzae RIB40
Lineage: Eukaryota; Fungi; Ascomycota; Eurotiomycetes; Eurotiales; Aspergillaceae
Product: ESCRT-III subunit protein DID4
Exons: 4
Coding region: 1-738 (245 amino acids)
Biological process (GO): endosome transport via multivesicular body sorting pathway; late endosome to vacuole transport; protein transport
Cellular component (GO): ESCRT III complex; multivesicular body
Source: RefSeq, a predicted model, not a curated record
AUGAAUGUUAUCGAGUGGGCAUUUGGAAAGCGCAUGACACCAGCAGAGCGCCUGCGCAAACAUCAAAGGGCUCUGGACCGAACACAGCGCGAAUUAGACCGGGAGCGAACCAAGCUGGAAAAUCAAGAGAAGAAGCUGGUGCAAGACAUCAAGAAGAGUGCCAAGAAUGGCCAGAUUGGAGCCUGCAAGAUCCAGGCCAAGGACCUAGUCAGGACGAGACGGUAUACAUGCCAUGCAACAUCGCUCUAUAUGUCAGGUUAUGAGCUAAUGGAUAUUGCCGGAUCUAGGUACAUCCAGAAAUUCUAUCAAAUGCGAACACAACUCCAAGCGAUUUCUCUUCGUAUUCAGACCGUUCGCAGCAACGAGCAGAUGAUGCAGUCAAUGAAAGGCGCCACAAUGUUACUGGGUAGUAUGAACCGACAAAUGAACCUCCCUGCGCUGCAACGAAUUGCUAUGGAAUUUGAACGAGAAAAUGAUAUAAUGGAUCAGCGACAAGAAAUGAUGGACGACGCUAUUGACGAAGCAACUGGAAUGGAGGGAGAGGAUGAAGAUAGUGAAGAUAUUGUCAAGGAAGUCUUGGAUGAAAUAGGUGUAGAUCUCAGUCAGGCGCUGGGCGAGACGCCAACCGACAUACAGAAGACUGCAGUCGGCGAGACUCGAGUCGCCCAACCAGUUGGCGCUGGGGGGAGCUCAGCUGAUGACGAUCUACAAGCCAGGCUGGACAGCCUUCGACGGUGA